Molecule: messenger RNA, 1901 nt
Organism: Phyllopteryx taeniolatus (common seadragon)
Lineage: Eukaryota; Metazoa; Chordata; Actinopteri; Syngnathiformes; Syngnathidae
Gene: traf3ip2l
Product: TRAF3 interacting protein 2-like
Exons: 8
Coding region: 182-1492 (436 amino acids)
Biological process (GO): humoral immune response; positive regulation of canonical NF-kappaB signal transduction
Source: RefSeq, a predicted model, not a curated record
CGCGAACCGGAGACGAAGAGGACCACGCGGCGGGACCGUCGCCCUCCGACUCCGACUCCGACUCCGAGUCAGCUCAGCUCGUCUUUUCCCCGGCGUCGCCGUUAAGGAUUCUCCCAACCACCAACGCAGGCUGGAGCGACGUGCAGCGAGAACACACACAUGGGUGCGAGGAGACUGAAGGAUGCUGCCAGUUUGCAAAUCUCCAAAUAGUUGGUUUCUGAGCAACAGCAACACGCCCCAAGAGGACGAUGAGACGAUGAGCGCCGAGCAGCGAGACUCGACCGGCGCCCCCAAACCGGACUCGGCCUCCCUUUACGACCGCUUGGCCAUCGCCUCCGUCUCCUCCCGGCUCGGUACGCGGAGUUCGGAGGGGGACCGGGAAAGCGAGCCGGAUGAGCGUUCCCGCCCCGACCUGAGCUACCGUUCCUUCCCGCCGGCUCCGUUCCCGAGCCUGGCGGACGGCAGCCGGCCGGCGGGCUUCUCCGCGGACCGGUCGGUAUAUCUCUGCAGCGGCGCCCCGUCCGGGUCGGACGGCCAAGAACUCUGCGGCUGCUGCGCCCGGAGCUUCCGGUCCGCGUCGAGCCUGGAGCAGCCGUGCUCGCUGCGCUCCGAGGAGCCCAGCCGGCACCACACGCUGCCGCCCUACGUGUGCUCGCCCCCGGGCGCCGCCUGCUGGGCCCGGUGUCCCGCCGACGAGCCGCCGUGGCCUCGGAGCCGAGUGGCUCACCCGCCGCGGCGCUGUGAGUCUGGACCUGUCGUUGCUGCACCGUUGCGGCGCUGUUCUCAACUUUGCUUGUGUCGUCCGCACGCAGGUGACUGCAGACCUCCCUGGGGCCGAUUCACUUCAACGGGCCGCAGCAUUCCGGCCGCCGAGAAGCCGCCGACGCACAGCAUGCCGUUGUCCCUGGAGCAGAGGAGGGUCUUCGUCACGUACGAGGCGGACGACGACGCGCACGUCAACGAGAUCAUCAAGUUCGUCGCUCUGCUGCGACACAACGGCUUCGACACGCACAUCGACAUCUUCGAGCAGCAGUUUCGCAGCAUCAGCAAGAUCGACUUCAUGGAGCGCUACCUCAGCGAGGUAAAAAGCCGCAGCUGCCCCUUGGAGGGGGGGGGGGAGCGCAAACUGACCCGCUGGCGUGCAUCCCCUCAGAAGGAAUACCUGAUCAUCAUCAUCAUCAGCCCCAAGUACCACGAGACGGUCACCGCCUCCCACGUCGGCGCAGACAACGACGAGAGGACCUGCAACACCGUCUACAUCCACAAACAGCUCCAGAAUGAGUUCAUUCAGAACGGAAGCAAGAAUUUCCGCUUCAUACCCAUUUUGUUCCCCGGGGCUAAAAAGUCUCACGUUCCAAACUGGUUGCUGAACACACACGUGUACAGUUGGCCGCGCGACCGCGACGACAUCCUGCGACGGUUGAUGAGGGUUGAGAAGUACAACCCGCCACCCGUCGGAGAACUCCCCACCAUCGUCUCCAUCCCAAUAUAAACUUUUUCAUAUUUCUCGUGAACCAUCUAAGUGGCACGGUACUUCUGGGUGGCAGAAAGGGAUUGACUACUGCUGACUUCAACUUGAAAAUGAUGACAAAAAAAUGUGUAUGGGGGGGGGGAGGGGCUGGGGGGGGCUUCUUUUUGACUGGUGUGUCACAUGAGUCAAGCCGUUUCCUCUAUUUUCUCAACAGCUCUGCCUUGGUCAAAUGACACAAAAGUUUGUUUACGAGUUGUUGCCACCCGGAAGGUACGUGUGACAUCAUGGCGAAAAGGUCUAGAACAUUGCGGUCGGACAUCCACGCGUAUCGGUGAACAUCACGACCGCUGGAUUUCAGUAAUCGUGAACGGAACGUCAAUCUCAUCAUAGUUUUUGAUUUAAAAAAAAUAAAAUAAAAAAUUGAAAUGUU